CUUGAAAGUGUGAUCUGACGUUUGGUAAAGUGGGUGAAAGAGCACGAAGAGGACUGAAGUGAGGACAGACAGUGAAGAGGACUGAAGUGAAGAGGACUGAAGUGAGGACAGACAGUGAAGAGGACUGAAGUGAAGACUGAAGAGAAGAGGACUGAAGUGAGGACAGACAGUGAAGAGGACUGAAGUGAGGACAGACAGUGAAGAGGACUCUGACAGGCGUGUGCAGCGAUGGAGUUGAAUGUUGCUAAGAUGAUCAUUCCAGCAGGAGGUAUAAUGCUCCUCCCCUUCCUCACUUUAAUAACCUUCCUCUUCUGGCCAGGAGCGAUGCUGAAGGCCUACAACUGGUUUAUACGUCGCAGACUGGGGCUGGUGGUCAGCUACUCUUACAGUGGAAGUUACCGCUUCUGUUAUUCCAGCCGCGGUACGCCAGGGGGCGCCACACCAUCUCUGCUGAUGCUGCAUGGCUUCUCCGGCAACAAGGACAUGUGGCUGCCCUUCCUGAAGUUCUUCCCAAAAAAUUUGCAUAUAGUGUGUGUGGACAUGCCGGGACACGGGGGGACGAGUCGCACCAGCGUGGAGGACUACAGCAGCCAGGGCCAGGUCGCCCGAAUCCACCAGUUUGUGCAGAGUAUCGGUCUGGAUAAAAGACCCUUCCACCUGCUCGGCAUUUCGAUGGGGGGACAAGUUGCUGGUGUGUACGCUGCCUGUUACCCCGCCCACCUGUCCAGUGUCACCUUGAUGUGCCCGUCAGGUCUGGAUUCUCCAAAGGACUCUGAGUUCAUCACUCAUCUGAAGGAGCGGGAGGCGAAUCAGAAGGAGGACGGCAUCGCUCUGAUCCCCACCACCAUUCAGGAGGUGAAGAACCUGCUGCGAAUCUGCAUCCACGCCCCAGUCAACCUCCACCGACAGGUCCUCAAAGGUUUCCUGGACAACAGAAUCCCUGACAAUAGUUUCUUCAAAGAAGUGUUGACGGAGAUCUGUGGGGAGACGUCUCGUUACUCACUGCAGGAGAACAUGCAUCGGAUCACAGCGCCCCUGCAGGUCAUAUGGGGGAAGGAAGACCGGUUGCUGGAUGUGUCGGGGGCGGGGGUGCUGCAGGCGGCACAGCCGGGCUGUCGGGUGGAGCUGCUGGACGACUGUGGUCACACUCUGAUGCUGGAGCGGCCCAGGAAGUCUGCCAAGCUGGUCAUGGACUUCCUGCAUGAAGCCAACGGAGAAGACUCUAAAAAACGAUCCUGAAGAAAACUAUAGAACCGUUCCGAUGACCCCUGACCUCAUGAUGAAUGACAACGAUGAAGAUAGUGAUUGUAAAGAUGAAGAUUAGUGAUGGUGAUGAUUAGUGACGGAGGUAACGAUUGUGGUGGUGAUGCACUGGUAUAGUUUAUUGUAAGACUUUUCCAAGACGGCCUUUAGAUCUGUGAAACUAAACCAACGCACAAAAAAGCCACCGACUGAAGUCCUGAAGUGUUCAACCACUUUGGAUUUCACACAGCACCAGGAUGUUAUUUCUAAUUUAGAUUUAUAUGCUGAGUGAGAACAUUCCAUGUGAGGACGCUGCACAUUCCUCUUUCAUAAAACUGUAUUUCUGUCUCUUGUUUCACUGAGUGACAGAUGUCUGUCUGUGUCUCAAAUCUCCUGCUGCAUAUUUAAUCUCAUAAAAACACAUUAAGAUUGACAUUACGAAUGGUGAAUGGGAUUCACGAUUUAUGUGUAAUAUUUGAUAUUUACGUCAAUUUAUCAACGAUAAAAAUGUGAUAAUUAUUUAAGAAUUUUAGCACUUGUAAAAGGUUUCGCCAUGAAAAAUGAAAGAUAGUUCUCUGUGUGGCAACUGAGCCGUAAAGUUUCAUGAAGAAUUUCAAAGCUUGAAACAAAAUGUUUGCAUAUUCUUCCAUAAAUAUUUUGCACUGUACCUGCAGUAUGUUCAACAAAGAGAGUCGUGUAACUCCCAAUAAAAACAACCUUCUAACAAGAAA
This is a messenger RNA of Pleuronectes platessa (European plaice), 1973 nucleotides long. Its product is annotated as monoacylglycerol lipase abhd6-A. NCBI's taxonomy places the organism in Eukaryota, Metazoa, Chordata, Actinopteri, Pleuronectiformes, Pleuronectidae. The coding region runs from base 229 to 1239 and encodes 336 amino acids. The transcript is spliced from 9 exons. The record is from RefSeq and is a predicted model, not a curated record.